Astrephomene gubernaculifera is the source of this 2464-nucleotide messenger RNA. The record is from the annotation of a GenBank genome assembly. Lineage: Eukaryota; Viridiplantae; Chlorophyta; Chlorophyceae; Chlamydomonadales; Astrephomenaceae.
CGACAGCCCGAUCACCCAUACACGGUAAACCAGAAGUUAACCAGCUUGGGACUAACUUUCCGUAGGACCCUUGAAGCAUGACUGGAGGCAGUAAGACCAUGCCGCGUGACACAUAGACAACAUCUUACCAAACGCUACCAUAAAUUACGGCGUCAUGGCCGCUGCAGCAAUCCCCGAAAUUUUUGAGCAUAUUUGUGAUGUAAGGAGCUUUGAUGCAUCGGACAUAAGGAAGCUAUGGGCAGCUCUCCGCAAGGAGCCCGCUGUGGAGGGCGCGAAGUUGGCAAACUGCCUCUUAUGUUACAUAAUCGGACCCGAGAAAACCGAGAGCGACAAGAUCAUACCACAUUUCGUUAAGGAAUGGGCAGGGCAAGCGCCGGUGGAUGCGGCAAGCAAGGAGUGGGCUGAGCAAGUAAUUGAAAGCCUUCUCUUCAAGCUUGCGGACUGGAUUUCAAUCGGCGCCAAGCACAGCCGCGUUCGUGUGGUGAACCUCAUCGUCCAAACCUUGCGCGGGGUGCCGAGCCAUCUGGACCUGAGCACGGAAGAGCUGGACUAUGUGACUGAGAAGUUGCGCGAGCACUUGCCUGACAAGGAUGACAAAGUCCGAGAACUGGUGGUCAUAGCGCUCACAAAACUCGUGGUCGUCGAGGCGAGCAGCCCCGUGCGUGACAACGAGGUGAUGUCAGAGCUCUGGGAGGCCUUGUGUGUGGACCUCAGCACGGACGUACGCGCCGCGCUGGUUAAGAGGCUGCAGCUGGACGCCUCAUCCCUGCCAGCCCUGCUGCGGCACCGCAAUGACCGGGCGGCCAAGGUGGCGGCCCAGGUGUACGACAGGGUGGCAGCGGAUGUGGGCCUGAUGCAACCUGUACGGCAGGACGGUGUGGCGGCUAGCCUGCAGCAGCGAGUGGGGCUCCUGUGGUACGGGCUGCAUGAGCCGCGCCCCGAGGUGCGCAAGGCGGCGCGGGCGCUGCUCGCCAAGUGGUUUGCGGAGGACGCGGGCGGGGAUGUGGCUGUGCUUCUGGGGGCGCUGGGGCCGGCGGAGAACGCGGAGACGUGCCGACUGGUACUGGAGCAGCUGGCGGAGCUCAACCACUGGGACCCGCAGAGCUGGCUGCGGGGUGCUGCUGCCUGCGGCAAGACCCCGAGGGCACUGGCAGCCGCCGUCCUGCCUCAACAGCACCUGCAACAGGACCCUGAGCAGCAGCAGGGUGGCGCCGAUCUGAGUGACAUGCAGCAGGCAGCAGCAGCAACCGGAAGCAGCGGUGGAGGUGCAUUGCGGUUGGCUGGCGUGACCCCUGCUCUGGCCUUUGCCUGGGUGCAUGCGUGCCGCCGGGUGGAGGAGGUGGCACUGGGUUGCGGCAGGGCGGCGGCGGAGAGGGUGGCGGCGGUGGCGGCACAAGUGGAGGCUAGCGCAGGAGCGCAGGCGGAGGCGGUGCUGGACUCGUUCCUUCCGGGGGCACAGCAGAUGGCGGAGCUGUGCCUGCGGGCGGCUGAGGCAGGCCCCGCCCACCGCUACGUGGCAGCUCAGUUUCUGGAGCUGGCCUCGCUGUCUUGCAUGAACUGGGUGGACGCGUGCAGCCGAGCGACGGCGGCGCAGGUGCUGUGCGCCCUCAUCACGCGCAUCGCUAGACCUACCGAGCCCCACCUCGACGCCAGCGGUGCUCCCAGCAGCGGCCACCUGCCCCCGGUGUGCUGCGGCGGCAGCGGCGCCUGGGAGGGUGCGGUGCUGCGGUUCGCUGCCGCGGUGUUUGGCGGGGAGCAGCGGCUGGUAGAGGCGGUGCUGCCCUUGCUGCUGCGGCUGGCCCGGGAGGCGGGUGUGGCGGGGGAGCAGCCGGAGCGAGGCCCCGCCGCUCCCCUGCUGCAGGUGCUGACCUACCUGCACCUGCUCAUGUCGGCGGCGGGACCCGCGGUGCCGCCCUCGGCCCGCGUGGAGCUGCCGGCUGGAGCGCCAGGGGACGAGGCCCUGCAUGACGAUGGUGCUGCUGCAGGCGGCGACGCUGGUGCCAGCGGCAGCCAUGGCAGUGGCAGUAAUAGCCGUGAUGCUGGCAGCCGUAUUUGGGCGGUGGGCGGCGAGGGCGGCUGCGUUUCGCUGCUGCAGGUGGCGGACCGACUGGCCUGGAGCACCGCGGCGGGACACCCCUCGCCUGACGUGCGUGCCGCGGCGGUGCGCUGCCGCGUCGUCCUCUGCCUCCGCGACGGCGGUCUGGAGCAGCUCCCGCGUGCCAUCACCCUGCUCGCCCCCCUGCUGCCACUACCCGGCCUAGACCAGCCCGAACCCCAGCACCAGCAGUCCCCAGAGGAGCAGCAGCGGCAGCAGCUACCCCGGCGAGCGGCGCUGCAGGGCCUUAUAGACCUGGCGCUCACGUGGGGCGAGCCGAGCGUGUCGCGGGAGCUGGCGGCCGCGGUGGCGGCGGCGGCGCGGCGGCGGGGGGUGGAUGCGGUGACGGCGCAGCUGGCAGGGAUGGAC